Physella acuta is the source of this 6509-nucleotide messenger RNA. RefSeq names its product mucin-2. The record is from RefSeq and is a predicted model, not a curated record. Gene Ontology annotation, molecular function: protein binding. Lineage: Eukaryota; Metazoa; Mollusca; Gastropoda; Physidae.
UUUAGAUCUUGCGAAUGACAUUCAACUUUUCAAGGUCGUGGCUGGUGAUGGAAGUGCCUGUCUCCUCUAGAAGAAACAUUUUUUCUUUCUGAAAUUCUCAACUACAACAACAAUAGACAUGGAGACUCCUAGUAAAGAGCAAAUGCUGAGAAAAUUGUUAGAGAUGAAAAAAGAACUGGCAAAGAAACAGAAAAAACUUGAGAAGUGUAAAAGGGCAGCCCAAGUGAGGGCAUACGUCAGAGCCAAAAUACAGGAGCACGAGAUGCAGGAAGAAACGUCAUUUGACAGUGCUGGUCAGCAUCUUAAUUAUAGUGAAGUGAGACCUGUUCUUGAGGUGAGACCCACUGAUGAAGUGAGACCUGUUUCUGAGGUGAGACCCACUGAUGAAGUGAGACCUGUUUCUGAGGUGAGACCCACUGAUGAAGUGAGACCUGUUUCUGAGGUGAGACCCACUGAUGAAGUGAGACCUGUUUCUGAGGUGAGACCCACUGAUGAAGUGAGACCUGUUUCUGAGGUGAGACCCACUGAUGAAGUGAGACCUGUUUCUGAGGUGAGACCCACUGAUGAAGUGAGACCUGUUUCUGAGGUGAGACCCACUGAUGAAGUGAGACCCACUGAUGAAGUGAGACCCACUGAUGAAGUGAGACCCACUGAUGAAGUGAGACCCACUGAUGAAGUGAGAACUGUUGCUGAAGUGAAACCCACUGAUAAAGUGAGAACUGUUGCUGAAGUGAAACCCACUGAUGAAGUGAGACCAGUUGAUGAUAAGAGACCUACUGAUGAAGUGAGACCUGUUGAUGAUAAGAGACCUACUGAUGAAGUGAGACCUGUUGAUGAUAAGAGACCCACUGAUGAAGUGAGACCAGUUGAUGAUAAGAGACCUACUGAUGAAGUGAGACCUGUUGAUGAUAAGAGACCUACUGAUGAAGUGAGACCUGUUGAUGAUAAGAGACCUACUGAUGAAGUGAGACCAGUUGAUGAAAAGAGACCCAAUGAUAGAGUCAACACUACAUCAGCCACCAAGUUGGGGCUGAACCUGUCUGUGGCACCACCUUGUUUCUCUAUCACAGAAUCCUUCCAGAUCUCAGGGACUGGCGCUGCUGGUGCCACCAUACCAGCUCCAGCCGUUAUCCCCACACACGCUUCUCUAACAGAUUCAGAGUUUUUCAGGAUUUUAGGAAUCAGCCAAUCAGAAAGAUGUAUGCAUGAAACAGUCUUGGAGCCCUCGGCCAAAAAACAGAAAAUUGAGCAACUCAGUUUAGCCAAAUCAGCCCAUUCAGUGGAGGCUGAGGGUCAGCAGUCUGUUGAUUCAGUCAAGUUUCAGCAGUCUGUUGCUUCAGUCAAGUUUCCUAGUCAGCAGUCUGUUGAUUCAGUCAAGUUUCAGCAGUCUGUUGAUUCAGUCAAGUCUCCUAGUCAGCAGUCUGUUGAUUCAGUCAAGUUUCAGCAGUCUGUUGAUUCAGUCAAGUAUCCUAGUCAGCAGUCUGUUGAUUCAGUCAAGUUUCAGCAGUCUGUUGAUUCAGUCAAGUUUCCUAGUCAGCAGUCUGUUGAUUCAGUCAAGUUUCAGCAGUCAGAUGAGAAAUGUGCAUCCACUAUUCCAGAAACUGAAAGAUGUCCUAGUGCAUUCUUGGAUUACACAGAACUUGAUGCCAUCCCAUACUCCCAGUUUGUGUUAGCUGAGGACUUCCUCUCAGAAUCUUCCCAGGGCACUCAGCCAACAGCAAGACGCAAGAGAAGUUCGGGUGCGUUGGUAAAGCGCUGCUCUCCAAGACUGGCCAGUUUGAGCUCUGGGACGUCUAGCUCAACUUCUCAGUCCAGCGCAGCACCAGGGGCACUCACCCAGCAGGCCAGGAAAUCACUGACCAGCCAGAAGACAGCAGUGGCCAGGAAAUCACUGACCAGCCAGAAGACAGCAGCGGCUAGGAAAUCACUGACCAGCCAGAAGACAGCAGCGGCUAGGAAAUCACUGACCAGCCAGAAGACAGCAGUGGCCAGGAAAUCACUGACCAGCCAGAAGACAGCAGCGGCUAGGAAAUCACUGACCAGCCAGAAGACAGCAGCGGCUAGGAAAUCACUGACCAGCCAGAAGACAGCAGUGGCCAGGAAAUCACUGACCAGCCAGAAGACAGCAGCGGCUAGGAAAUCACUGACCAGCCAGAAGACAGCAGCGGCUAGGAAAUCACUGACCAGCCAGAAGACAGCAGCGGCUGUCCUGUCCAUUUUUCAGUUUCUGAUAGAUGGCGCCACCAAAUCAGAACCUGCUCACUUUGAACUGCCUCGACUGUUUGAUCCAUUCAAGAUCAACAAACUAAAGGAGGCUGCACACACCAGACAGAUGGCCACAACAGGGGAAGCAGCAAGCAAUCUACGGCCAGAUGCCACGGCUGGUAGUGGCACAAACCAUAGUGUCACUGACACAAACCAUAGUGUCACUGACACAAAACAUUGUGACACUGAUACAAACCAUUGUACCACUGACACAAACCAUUGCGCCACUGACACAAACCAUAGUGUCACUGACACAAAACAUUGCAACACUGAUACAAACCAUUGCGCCACUGACACAAACCAUAGUGUCAAAUCUGUUGACGGAUGCAGCAACCUAACUGGCAAGGCUGAGGAAAAUGAUGAUGGCUUGUGUGAGGCAGACACAGGUCAGAUAUUUGCCAGAACUCUAGGACGUGAGUCACUUCCUCGCACAGAUAUCGUUACAUCAUCCCCUCACACAUUACAACCACUGCAACAAAUCAAAGAUUGUGACAUUGUUACAUCAUCCCCUCACACAUUACAACCACUGCAACAAAUCAAAGAUUGUGACAUUGUUACAUCAUCCCCUCACACAACACAACCACUGCAACAAAUCAAAGAUUGUGACAUCGUUAUAUCAUCCCCUCACACAACACAACCACUGCAACAAAUCAAAGAUUGUGACAUCGUUAUAUCAUCCCCUCACACAACACAACCACUGCAACAAAUCAAAGAUUGUGACAUCGUUAUAUCAUCCCCUCACACAACACAACCACUGCAACAAAUCAAAGAUUGUGACAUCAUUACAUCAUCUCACACAACACAACCACUGCAACAGAUCAAAGAUUGUGUCACCCCUGUCAGAGGCCAGCAAAGUUCAGUUAACAGAAAGCUGAACAGGAAGUUAUUUGGUUUCUCAUCCGGCCAAUCAAACAUCACUUCUAGGUACUUGGUCACCAUGUCAGGUAAAGAACAAUGUUCCAGAACUUGUCCAGAGAACAGUCAAAUUUUGUUCGAUCAAGAGCCAAACUUAAAUUCAGUAAAUCUCAAGUCUCCUAACAAAUCCUGCCCCAGCAUGGUUGGCAGGAAGAGAAGCAAGUCAUGUACAAACAGAACAGUCACUGUCAAGUUGAAAGAUGAUCCAUCCAUACCCAAACACAAGACACACAUGCACAAGUUGCCAGAUAAUCCAUCCACACCUAUAAGUAGGACACACAUGGAAAAGUUGCCAGAUAAUCCACCCACACCUAUAAGUAGGACACACAUGGAAAAGUUGCCAGAUAAUCCAUCCACACCUAUAAGUAGGACACACAUGGAAAAGUUGCCAGAUAAUCCAUCCACAUCUAUAAGUAGGACACACAUGGAAAAGUUGCCAGAUAAUCCACCCACACCUAUAAGUAGGACACACAUGGAAAAGUUGCCAGAUAAUCCAUCCACACCUAUAAGUAGGACCCACAUGGAAAAGUUGCCAGAUAAUCCAUCCACACCUAUAAGUAGGACACACAUGGAAAAGUUGCCAGAUAAUCCAUCCACACCUAUAAGUAGGAGACACAUGGAAAAGUUGCCAGAUAAUCCAUCCACACCUAUAAGUAGGACCCACAUGGAAAAGUUGCCAGAUAAUCCAUCCACACCUAUAAGUUGGACACACAUGGACAAGUUGCCAGAUAAUCCAUCCACACCUAUAAGUAGGACACACAUGGAAUUGACGCCCAUACCCAGGGCCCAUCCAAGCGAUGAGACUCCACCUCUGGCAGGGCAUGACAACCUGGCCACACCCACCAUUGGGACACCUGGGAAGAAAAUAUUUUCAUUAACAUCCACACCAAAGACAGCCAGUAGGGCGAGACUUAGCCCUUUCACAAACAGCAGGGCAAGACUUAGCCCUUUCACAAACAGCAGGGCAAGACUUAGCCCUUGGAUCAGACGCAGCUCAAAGCAGCCGCACUCAGUUAAGAUAAGCCCCGGAAGUUUGUCUACACUUGGGACAACGCCUGAUUCAGCAUCAUUGACGACAACGCCUGAUUCAGCAUCAUUGACGACAACGCCUGAUUCAGCAUCAUUGACGACAACGCCUGAUUCAGCAUCAUUGACUGUUUCAGACAAAACAACUUCAGGAAUUCUCUCUCCAAAAAACCUGACACCUAGGUUCACUGUUGGACCUAGCUCAAUCUUUGGAGAGACAUAUCAAGAAUUCAGUGCCCACAAUAUGUCACAUCUAGGAGAGACAGACAGGGACUUGAGAGUCUCCAAUAUAUCACAUCUAGGAGAGAUAGACCAGGAGUUGAGAGCCCACAAUAUGUCACAUCUAGGAGAGACAGACCUAGACGUGAAAGUCUCCAAUAUGUCACAUCUAGGAGAGACAGACAGAGACUUGAGAGUCUCCAAUAUAUCACAUCUAGGAGAGACAGACCAGGAGUUGAGAGCCCACAAUAUGUCACAUCUAGGAGAGACAGACCAGGAGUUGAGAGCCCACAAUAUGUCACAUCUAGGAGAGACAGACAGAGACUUAAGAGUCUCCAGUAUGUCAGAAACCUUUUACACUGAUGAAAGUUACUUGUCUGCAGCACAUGGCAGCUCAGUGUUAAAGGAGCCGUCACUGGGCCAUGGGGUUGGGCCAUCACUGGGCCAUGGGGUUGGGCCAUCACUGGACCCUGGGGUUGGGCCAUCACUGGACCCUGGGGUUGGGCCAUCACUGGACCCUGGGGUUGGGCCAUCACUGGGCCAUGGGGUUGGGCCAUCACUGGGCCAUGGGGUUGGGCCAUCACUGGGCUCUAGGGUUGGGCCAUCACUGGGCCCUGGGGUUGGGCCAUGGAGAAAAGCCCCCAAAACCCCCAGCACACCAGUGCAGGUGUUGGAAGACAGCUUGCCCCAGCAACUUCCUGUUGUUUACACGCCCACCAGAAGAAUGCCAAGGUCAAGGUCAUUUAAUUCUCUGUCUGCAGGCGAGGGGCUUCUCAAAUUCUCUGGAUGCUUUCAGUCAGGUUCACAAGAACCAAUCAUCAGUCUGCUCUGUGGCCAUGUGACCUGCCAGGGUGGAGAGAGGAAAGAUUUUCUAGUCAGUGUCCAGGCAGCGGCACUGACAGUGUGGACACAGGACACUGACGUGGGCUGGUCAGUGGAACUGGACUGGAGGCUUUCUCAUGAGAUCCAGUUAGUGCAAGCCCACUUGUUACCUGCAGCAGAGAGACUGGCACUUGUGGCCAGUGGUUGGGAGAGGAACCAGCUGCUCACCUGUCUCUUUACCUAUGACUUCAGCACUGAGGACACCCAACGCUUCCACAUUCCAUUACUUGACUUCAGCACACAAUUAAGCAGAUCACCUGAGCAUGUUGAACUCUGUGUCAUGUCGACCACUCUCCUGUUGCUUGGAGUGACCAGCGAGGCUUCCCAUCUUGUGGGGAGGGUGGACUUGGCAGCUGACCACUCCCAGGUUCUGGCUGUCUCUCUCUUUGGGAAACAACGUGGGCGACUUGUUUCACUCGUUGUAGUAGAGGGGAUCAAAUCUGCAGGGCUGGCUCUCUCAGCCAACCAGAACAUUUGUAUAUGGAACACGACCAUUGGAGCUGUGUUGAAGAGCAUACAGCUGCCCCACUCAGUGCCUUGUUUGUCUGGGCUUGUUGCUGCCAAGGCCAGCUAUGGGCUGCUUGUGCUGACUGUAGUCUGGAGUAAAGAUGGGGAGGAGGCUGGAGGAAUUGUUGCUGUCAACCCAGUCACCUCACAAGCUGUGCCACUCAUGGAGUACCCCACCCCCAGCUCCUGGAGAAGGCUUGAGGUCAGCAAGAAAGAAAAAGGUCUGAUUGGCGCAGUAAGUGACAGAGGUUCCGUGUGUGUGUGGGCCGCCAGUAGUGGGAAGGUCCUGGCCCAGACAAAGUCUGGCAUCACCAGCUGUGUGGGUGUGUCUGGCAACAGUUUGGUCACGGGCAGCAGACACGGCUGUUUACAUGUCUACAGUCUCUGUGUGCCAGUCUGAUCAGUCAAAUAAAAAUGUGAGAACUUGUAGUUUACAUGUCUACAGCCUGUUUGCCAGUCUGAUCAGUCAAAUAAAAAUGUGAGAACUUGUAGUUUACAUGUCUACAGCCUGUUUGCCAGUCUGAUCAGUCAAAUAAAAAUGUUAUUUAGUUUACAUGUCUACAGUCUCUGUUUACCAUUCUAAUCAGUCAAAUAAAACUGUUAUUUAGUUUACAUGUCUACAGUCUCUGUUUACCAUUCUAAUCAGUGAAAUAAAAAUGUUAUUUAGUUUACAUGUUUAUGGCCUAGUAGCCAUC